This is a messenger RNA of Paramecium pentaurelia, 1975 nucleotides long. Lineage: Eukaryota; Ciliophora; Oligohymenophorea; Peniculida; Parameciidae. The record is from the annotation of a GenBank genome assembly.
AUGUACGAAAUACAAGAUCUAGACUAAAAAUAAGGAAAUACAUAUUAGAAUGAUUAAUAAUUUAAAAACCUUUAGUAACAAAUAAAUUACAAUAUGUAACUUAUUACUAUUAUAUUAAGACAACCAAAAUUUUAAUAGAAUUCAGAAUUGAUAUAAUAUGAGUAACCCCUCAUUCUAUAAUUAGUAUUAAAUAAAAUUGAGUCACUUGGAAAAACUAUAUCAUAAGUAUUAGCUAUUGAGAUGUUUAAAUAAUUUACUACCAAAACUAGAGGAUGGAGUUCAUAUUUAUUAUAAAAUGAAAUUUCAGAGUAGAGAAGGAAUUUUUUAAAUUUAUAAGAGGAUUGUUUAAAAAAUGGUUUAUAGGAAGAGUGGUAGGUAGCAAGAGAAGAAUUCAAGAAGUUUUUAAAGAUUUUAGAGGAUUUACUUUAAAAUUAAGAGCACAAAUAAUUAUUAUAAAAUAUUCUAUAACCUCCACCUGCAUUAUCUUUUAUAAUGAUUCAACCAGACAUGAAGUUCUUCAAUGCAUUAGAGAAUUAUCAUUAUUAAUCAAAAAUAAAUUUUCAUAAUUCUUUGUAGUUGGAUAAUACAGGAUAAGAUUUAUUGGAAAAGAUAUAAACUUAUAAGAAUGAAUUAUCAAAAUUUCUUUAUUUCAAAUUCAUUGAAUAAGGAAUUAGACAUCUUGAUUAACUUUUAAAUUUUGUUUUGAUUCAUAAGAUUUAAAAUAAUUAGUUUACAUUAUAAUUAUUAAAUGAUUAUAUUAGAUAAUUGAGAACUGAGAAUGAUAAAUAAUAAUUAUUGAAUGAGAUUUAAUUAAUAAUAAUAGUCUUUCCUGAAUUAGCUUAAUAUUUUUAAGAAAUUUAUAAUAUUAUUAAUGAUGAAUUGCUUUAUUUUGAUGGCAGGAUAGAACUUAAAGAGUUAUAAUUUGAGAUUGUAAUGCUUAUAUAUGAUUAUAUCAUAACCCCUACAAGAGUAUUGAAUAGAAAAUUGUCUAAUAAAACUAUUUGUGUUAUGCAACAAUUAAAUUGGAUUUAUUAGACUGGAUCAAUUUAAACAAAGUAAAAAUAAUUAAAAGAUUUGAAGAAAUAUAUUAAAUAAAAUCAUAGUUAAUAAUUAUAACUUGAUCUUGAUUACCUUUCUGAUCUAUUUAUUUCAACCAAAUUGAAAUUAUUAAUGAAAAUGAUUCAACAAAUAAAUGUUCUUUAAGAUUCUGAUAUCAAAUUUGAAUAUUUUAAUUUUCAUGCAUUUUCAUUUUAAGAUUAGGAUAUAAUCUAAUAAUGUCUAAAAUAAGAGGAUGGUCAUUUUUUAAAUAUUUACCAUGAACCUUCAAUUGAUGAAUAAUAAAUAAAUAUCUAAUAGGUUUUCUUUCAAUUUAAUCAUGUUAUUGAAUUUGCAGCUCAUUGUGAAAUGGAUCUUAAUAAGAAUGCUUAAAAUAAUAGUUUAGAGUAAUACUUUUCUUCAUUAUAUUAGGGAACUAAAGAAUAAGAUAAAGGACUCAAUAUAAUCUCUUGCAAAUUAAAUAACAUCAACUAAAACAAUUACAAAAUUAUAAGCUUUACUGAAUCAGAUUUUUUGGUUUUAAAAAUUAAAUGGGAAUACUUUUCCUGUUUUAUAUCAAUAUAACUAAGAAAUUAAUGAUAUACAAUUGAAAAAAUAAGAUAUUAUUGGUUAUGAAGAGGUAGUUCCUAAUUUAUAUUUAUUAUUAUUGAAUUUUGAUUAGGAAAAGGAUAAAGAUAUAUUAUUCUAAAAGAAAGUUAAAGAAAUAACAGAGUUAAUAUCUGAAGAUUAUGCUGUUGAUUUUAGUGAUUUGAUUAAAGAAAUAGAAUAAUUUGAUUAAAAAAAUAAAACAGCAUUUAUAAAAAAUGCUAAAUAAUAUUAUUAUAAGGAUUUCAAGGUACAUCUCUUAAAUUUAGUACAAUAUGGCACAAAAUAGUUCUAAGAAGCAAUAAACUAUUUAAUUUAAUAAGUAGAUCCAUGA